CUCACUUGACAGCAGGAGCACAGUGCACGGUCCUCCUCCUUAGUUGCAGCCUACAAUUCAAGUGUGCACCGGGAAAAAAAACAUGAUAAGAGGGAUGCCAGGACAGUGAAUCUAGGAAGCAAAACCAUAGUAACACAUAAAGGAUUUUAGAAUGGAAAAAACUGGAGUUCUUUUGGUCUUGAAACAAGUGGAGCGUGUGUUUUUGUUUUUGUUGAUGUUUUUUUCUCAUCACAAUGUGUGAGGGAAGGAUGUGGGUCGGAUGCCAGUUUGUUUUUCGUUACGGAUAUAAAGACUGGCAAGUUAUCAGCAUGAAUUACCAAGGGAAGAAAAACUGAUAUCAAUGUUAAAUUUGACUCCGGAGGGAGGACCAUGGCGAAAAGGAAGGGACUGUUAUUUUCACUGCUUUACUUGAUGGCAGAGUUUUGGCUCAGUUCUGCGCAAGUCCUGAGAAUUGGGGGCAUCUUUGAGACACUCGAAAAUGAGCCCAUUAGUGUUGAAGAACUGGCCUUUAAAUUCGCCGUAACCAACAUAAACAGGAACCGGACCUUAAUGCCAAACACCACAUUGACCUAUGACAUCCAGAGGAUAAACUUGUUUGACAGUUUUGAGGCCUCAAGAAGAGCCUGCGACCAGCUGGCGUUGGGCGUCGGGGCAGUGUUCGGCCCCUCUCACAGCUCAUCUGUCAGUGCAGUCCAGUCCAUUUGUAACGCCCUAGAAGUCCCUCACAUCCAGACACGCUGGAAACACCCUUCAGUGGACAACAAAGACAACUUCUAUAUUAACCUCUAUCCUGAGUACGCCUCAAUAAGCCGAUCUGUGCUGGACAUAGUGCAGUAUUACAAGUGGAAGACAGUCACUGUUGUAUAUGAGGAUGCAACUGGACUGAUCCGUUUGCAAGAACUGAUCAAAGCUCCAUCCAGAUACAGCAUUAAAAUCAAAAUCCGUCAGCUGCCGACAGGAAGCAAAGAUGCCCGCCCUCUGUUGAAAGAGAUGAAGAAGGGGAAGGAGUUCUAUGUCAUAUUUGACUGCUCGUACCAGACGUCAGCUGAUGUUCUAAAGCAGAUCUUGUCCAUGGGGAUGAUGACUGAAUAUUACCACUUCUUCUUCACCACACUGGACCUUUUUGCCCUCGACCUGGAGCCGUAUCGCUACAGCGGGGUCAACAUGACUGGUUUCAGACUCCUGAACAUUGACAACCCUCAGGUGGCCUCGGUGGUGGAGAGAUGGGCCAUGGAGCGACUGCAGGCUCCUGCCAAAGCCGAGACCGGAAUGAUGGAGGGAAUGAUGACAACUGAAGCAGCUCUGAUGUAUGACGCUGUCUACAUGGUGGCUGCCGCUUCACAACGCGCCUCCCAGAUCACUGUCAGCUCCCUUCAGUGCCACCGACACAAACCUUGGCGCUUUGGAUCACGCUUCAUGAACAUGCUCAAAGAUGUGAGUUCAUUUUAUGAAUGUGCGACACCUCCCCUCAUCUGUUUCCUCAUCCUUCUAUCCAUCUGUUUCACAGCCUGCUGCCUCGAUUUCAUUUCCUUAGGUGCAGAAACAGAAACAAUGGAGUUAGGAAAUCAGAUUAGAUGA
Sphaeramia orbicularis (orbiculate cardinalfish) is the source of this 1578-nucleotide messenger RNA. RefSeq names its product glutamate receptor ionotropic, kainate 1-like. The record is from RefSeq and is a predicted model, not a curated record. Lineage: Eukaryota; Metazoa; Chordata; Actinopteri; Kurtiformes; Apogonidae. The transcript is spliced from 7 exons. The coding region runs from base 370 to 1578 and encodes 402 amino acids.